Cydia strobilella is the source of this 1492-nucleotide messenger RNA. RefSeq names its product metaxin-2. The transcript is spliced from 9 exons. The record is from RefSeq and is a predicted model, not a curated record. Lineage: Eukaryota; Metazoa; Arthropoda; Insecta; Lepidoptera; Tortricidae. Gene Ontology annotation, biological process: mitochondrion organization. Gene Ontology annotation, cellular component: cytoplasm; SAM complex. Bases 105 to 1382 code for a protein of 425 amino acids.
AAUUUGCGGAAGAGUUGAUGCGGAUUUGUGCAGUUAUAUUGAUUGCAUUUGUAUAAAAAUCCAAGAUUUUUACUAUUUUUUGUGUUUAGAUACAGUAGUAAAAAAUGCCCGAAUUUGACCUUAAAGAUUCCAUCAUAACAUCAUUCAAUUCACAAGAACCAUGGCCGGAAAAUGUGAAACUGUUCCAGCCGUACGAGGUGGAGCAAAUACUGCUUCCGGAUAAUGCUAGCUGCCUGGCCGUACAGGCCUUCUUGAAAAUGUGCAGCCUCCCCUUCGAAGUAGAGAUGCGCUGGAACGCUGAGUUCAUGUCACCUUCCGGCCGCGUCCCGUUCAUCAAGUGUGGGGCCUUCGUGGUCUCGGAGUUGGAGCCGGUGGCUCAGUUCGCCGCCAACAAAGGGGUCUCACUCUGCAGCCAGCUCAGUUCUGAGGAGAAGGCGGAGAUGCGCGCUUACAUGAGCCUGAUCACUAAUGUGCUGGUCAACGCUGAGCUUUGGAUAUCCUGGAUAGACGAUGAAACUUACAACGCAGUGACCAAAGUGCGCAACUCUUCAGUCUACCCGUGGCCACUGGGCUGGAUCCAGACUCGAACCAAGCGCAAUAUGGUGGCCAAGAGACUUAAGGCACUGCAUUGGCAUGAUAAGACUCUAGACCAAGUUUUGGCUGAUGUGGACCAAUGUUGCCAUUCGCUGAGCCAGCGUCUGGGAGACAAGGACUAUUUCUUCGGAACCCCCACCCCCCUGGACGCCCUGAUCUACGGCCAUAUCCGCGCGCUGCUCGGGGCCUCUGGGCCUCGCGCCGCGCUCAUGGUCAAGCCUAUAACCACGGCGCUGCUGUUUCAUAUGCUGCGGGUGGCCAAUCUGACGCAGAUGACUUUGACGGCUCAAGAAGAGAACCUAGUGUCCCAAGUGUCCCUGCUGCGUCAGACACCGGAGCGCCCUCGGAUAGUUCCUCGCAAUACCAGCUCACGCUUGUCUGCUAGUCUCCGGUCUUGGGACGGACAGCGCGGGGACAAUACGUUUGGUUACGGCUUCAAGCCGUUUGCAAGCAAGCAAAUAAAUAUUACAGUCACCAAGGACGGCCUAACAUGCCAUGCUCCAACGAGACUAGUUCGCUACGAAGAAUCCUACGCUUGCGUAAAACAAAUCCUAGAUAAAGUCCUUGAUAAUCUAGACUUGGAGAAGGAUGAUAAGGAGUUUGAUUUCGUUGAAUUUAGCAGCUCUGAAAUGGGGGAUGUGAAGACAAAUUUGGAUAGGAUUGAGGAAGAUUUCUUGGUUCAUUCGGAGAUUGAUGAUACUUCUGAAGCCACUGAUGUUUUAGAGAAUGAAUCCGGUUCGGUUCAGGAUUCGAGACUCCGAAGCCACCGUGAUGAGCUCGAGCAGUGAGAAUAUCCGCGUUAAGAAGCUAUUGGAGUACAUUCGGCAGAAAAACGCGGAAUUUAACAUCGGGCCGCAAGUCGCCGAUGUCGAUUGAACUAUGUUUUUGGCAAUUCUCG